Messenger RNA from Toxotes jaculatrix (banded archerfish), 2531 nucleotides. It is a transcript of the gene rab18a, whose product is annotated as RAB18A, member RAS oncogene family. The record is from RefSeq and is a predicted model, not a curated record. Lineage: Eukaryota; Metazoa; Chordata; Actinopteri; Toxotidae. Gene Ontology annotation, molecular function: GTPase activity; GTP binding. The transcript is spliced from 7 exons. The coding region runs from base 126 to 740 and encodes 204 amino acids.
CUCCUUACUAAGGCGCUGACAAACCUCUGCUCUGUAAACAGGGCAGCAAGUUAUUCGCACACGUCGACUCAAACCGCCCGUUGUAGCCGCUUAUCGAGAGCAACGCCGUUUGCCGUGCAGGCAACAUGGAAGAAGACAUACUAACAACGCUGAAAAUACUGAUAAUAGGAGAAAGUGGCGUCGGGAAAUCCAGCCUCCUCUUAAGAUUCACAGACGACACGUUUGACCCAGAACAAUCAGCAACAAUAGGUGUCGACUUUAAGGUGAAGACUAUUUCUGUGGACGGUAACAAGGCGAAGUUGGCCAUAUGGGACACUGCAGGACAGGAGCGCUUCCGAACCCUGACGCCUAGUUACUACCGCGGUGCCCAGGGAGUCAUCUUGGUGUAUGAUGUGACACGACGAGAAACCUUUACCAAACUUGAUAACUGGCUGAAUGAGCUGGAGACGUACUGCACGAGGAACGACCUUGUCAAGAUGCUGGUCGGAAACAAAAUCGAUAAGGAAAACCACGAGCUAGACAGGGCCGAAGGGCUGAAGUUUGCAAGAAAACAUUCCAUGCUUUUUAUAGAGGCGAGUGCUAAGACCAGGGACGGUGUUCAGUGUGCGUUCGAGGAGCUGGUGGAGAAGAUCAUUCAGACUCCCGGCUUAUGGCAGAGCGAGAACCACGGCCGAGGAGUCCAGCUCUCCGACGAGGACGCGGGAGGUGGAACCUGCGGCGGCUACUGCUCCCUGGUCUAGACAACGCUCACAUAAAGUACACACACACACAUGUUCAGACAUACACGUGUGAAUACCAGACACAGUGUCACACAGUCAAACACAAACAUAAACACACACACUUGAAAGAACACCCCUCUUCCCACUGUAAGCUGUCCUGUGCUGAGCUCCCUACUCAGACAUGAAGGCCGUGGACGUCUCCGCUCCACUGAGCUGUAAAGGGGUUGACCGUCCACACACACACACACAUACACACACACUACUUUUUGCACACUUUGUAAUAACAACGCUGCGCUAAAAUGCACAUGCAGCUCAGCCUUCCUCUUAAUGAAAUCUGAGUGAGUUGACUCUCCUCUGUUUUGUUUUGAGUUACACUUUCGUGCAGUUUGAGGAGUUUAAGGAUCUUGGUCAAAACUUUUUUUAUUUUUUUUUUUCCCCAGUUUCUCACUAUGCUUUGGGAUUUAACUUUAACAGGACAAUUGAGUCAAAAAGUGUGAACCAAAGUUUGUCGGACAAAUGGUUAAAUCUCUGAGCUCGAUUAUGAGAACAGAAAACUUUAUUUUAUUUUUUUUUUUGACCGAGGCUCUUUUCCUGUCUCCAGCAUGCUUUUUGUUCUCAGAGCAUCUUGCCUUAGCAAGCACAUCUGUGUCAGUGCAGAGCUUCGUCUUUCCUCUGGUCCUGCCCCGCCCCCCACUCCCCCACUCCCCCAAACAGCUCGUACUGAACAUUAUGCUGCUUAUAGAAAAUCUUAUCAAGCCAACCCAUCCUGUAUUCCAUCUCACCACUCUCAGUCAAAGACUUGGAUCAUAUGUCUCUGUUGUCUACACAGCUGCCUCAUUUCUUCAGAAUAUAAUAGAGUUACCAAGUGUUUGAAAUGACGUUUUACUACUUUUAUUGACUUGGACUUUAAGCCUUUGGUGUGUUUUGAAGAGUGCAUAAAUCAAAGAGAUUGGCACCAGCGGGCUUUCCACUGGGUGCAGAAGAAGAGGGAACCUCUUAAAAUUGCACGCCUUUUUUUUGUAACCAGUUGCUUUAAUGGAGUGCGACCUACUGGCACUCCCUCACUCAGACAGAUAAUAUCAGUAAUAUCACUAGCGUUGCUGCAGUCUUUCAUAUAGAUUCCUUUGACUGAGCAGAGACAAAGGAAAAGUGUCCAAUAUUAAACAGGGCAGUGACUCAUAAGGGUGUUUCCACUGAAUUUGGAAAAUCAAAGAGCUGCGUGCUCCACCUUGCUAAUGGAUUUCACAGUACCCCUAUCUCUGUGUGUGUAUCUGAGAAGCAGUUAUAAAUGUACUGUACCCCUGACCUCUGACCCUAUUUGUAGUAUUUGAGUGCUGAUGUAUGGUCUUGGAAAUUCUGGGAAAUGUAGUUCUGAGAGUUUGACAGUUCAAAGGGGAUGAAAAUGGACAUGGAUAAAUAGCAUGUCUUAAGAUGGAAUUUUUAAAAAUCUCUUUUUAAUUGCAUGGGAAAUUCUUGUGUGCCAUUCUUUUCUUCUUUUGUCUUUGUCCAGUGAAUGACCUUCAGAGGCUGUUUACUAUAAACACAUUAACUUAUAUUUAGCACAGAAUAAAACAUUGCAUAACGGUUUACCAUUUGAAUUUAAUGGUACAGAAUAAUAAGGCAAAAAGGAAGCAGGCUUUUACUUAUGAAACCAGUAUAGCUCUUUUUUUGUGUUCAUAAAUAAAGUUGUAAAUUCUGUGUAUUUUAGACUUUGGUGGGAUAAUUCCUGUAUGAACUGUAAAGCUGAAUGUAUAUUGCAUAUUUCACUACAGCCCGCCCUGUGUAUUAAACAAAAUAAAAUUCUUUUUUAAG